CUGUCCCCGUGUGUCUGUCCCGGCCUCUCUGCAGGGCUGGCUCCACCAUGGACUGUAGCUGCGUCUCCGACCUUCUCUUCGCCCCGCCCGCCCUGCCGGCUCUCUGGACCCCCGGGUUUGCCUUCCCAGAUUGGGCCUACAAGCCGGAGUCGUCCCCUGGCUCGAGGCAGAUCCAGCUGUGGCACUUUAUCCUGGAGCUGCUGCAGAAGGAGGAAUACCAGGGUGUCAUCGCCUGGCAGGGGGACUACGGGGAAUUCGUCAUCAAGGACCCCGACGAGGUGGCUCGGCUCUGGGGCAUCCGCAAGUGCAAGCCCCACAUGAAUUAUGACAAGCUGAGCCGGGCCCUGCGCUACUACUACAACAAGCGGAUUCUCCACAAGACCAAAGGGAAGAGGUUCACCUACAAGUUCAACUUCAGCAAAGUCGUGCUGGUCAACUACCCGCUGUUGGAUGUGGCAGCAGCCACCACGGGCUCCCCACUCUUGCUGACCCCUGGUCCCUUUGGGGGGACCCCUGGGCCAGAUGCUCCUCCCCUUACCCCUGAGACCCUGCAGACCCUGUUCUCUGCCCCUCGCCUGGGAGAGCCAGGGGCCCGGGCGCCCCUGUUCACCCCUGAGACAGACAAACUGCGUCUGGACAGCCCUUUCCCGUUUCUGGGCUCCGGUGCCACCGGCUAUUCCAAGCCCCCUGGCCUGCUGGGUCCUUAUGGCCGCGCCUUCCCAGAGUACCCCUGGAACUUUAACCCGUACCUCACCGGCCCCUUCCCCAAGCUGCCCCCCUCUCUCUACCCCCCACACUUCUACCCCAACCCUCUGGCCGGUCCCCUGGGCCACCUGCCCUCAGCAGGGGCAGGGGGAGGCCCCACAGCUUCACCCCUGCUGGCUGCGACAGGGGAGGGCCUGGGCCCUGAGCGCCCCUCGGGCCUGGCAGCCGCCCCUCGCCUGGCACUGCCCGGAGCUGGGGGUCCAGAGGCUGCGCUGGGUGGGAAGGAGGACAGCGACUCGGAGCUGGAGAUCACUGAUGUCAGCGGCUGCAGCUCUGACAGCGAGGGCGACGAGGGCCUCCCUGUGCCCCCCAAGGCCAAGGCGAGCAAAGGGGGGAUCGGCAGCUGAACCA
Molecule: messenger RNA, 1116 nt
Organism: Lynx canadensis (Canada lynx)
Lineage: Eukaryota; Metazoa; Chordata; Mammalia; Carnivora; Felidae
Gene: ERFL
Product: ETS repressor factor like
Exons: 5
Coding region: 48-1112 (354 amino acids)
Biological process (GO): regulation of transcription by RNA polymerase II; cell differentiation
Cellular component (GO): nucleus
Molecular function (GO): sequence-specific DNA binding; DNA-binding transcription factor activity, RNA polymerase II-specific
Source: RefSeq, a predicted model, not a curated record